CUCAAAGGGAAGGGGCAUUCCCGUAAUUUUCACCAUUUCAUCCCCUCUCCAUUUCCAUUUCAAUUUCUCCUCGCUUUCCAGUUCCAAUGCGAACCUGGAUUCCUUCCUUGAUUCAGGAAUCCUGUUCUCUCGCUCCGUUCUCUUGCCCUAAAUUCCGCUUCCCUUCCCGCGAAAAUUAAACCGCAGAAAGCCUACAACGAUUUUCUCUCACUCGAUUUCUCGCACGCGUAAAGCACUGGAUUGAAAACAUGAGGGCAGGCAGUGCAGCAAAGCUGAUCGUGGAUGCAUUGCUCCAACGGUUUCUUCCACUCGCAAGGCGUCGCAUCGAAACCGCUCAAGCGCAGGAUGGACAAUACCUCCGACCAUCUGAUCCUGCUUAUGAACAAGUAUUAGAUUCAUUAGCUAUGGUGGCUCGACAUACACCUGUACCUCUUCUAGAAGCUCUUCUUAGGUGGAGAGAAAGUGAAUCCCCAAAAGGUGCAAAUGAUGCUUCUACAUUUCAGAGAAAGCUGGCAGUGGAGUGCAUAUUUUGUUCUGCAUGUAUUCGUUUUGUGGAAUGCUGCCCGCAGGAGGGACUUACAGAAAAGCUUUGGUCUGGACUUGAAAAUUUCGUGUUUGAUUGGCUAAUCAAUGCCGACAGGGUUGUCAGCCAGGUUGAGUAUCCUUCCUUGGUUGAUUUGCGAGGGCUGCUCUUAGACCUAGUUGCACAACUGCUAGGUGCUUUAUCACGUAUAAGGUUUAGUUCUGUCACUGAGCGCUUUUUCAUGGAGCUUAAUACUCGCCGUAUUGAUACAAGUGUUGCCAGAAGUGAGACGCUCAGUAUAAUUAAUGGAAUGCGUUACCUUAAACUGGGGGUUAAGACAGAUGGUGGGCUGAAUGCAUCGGCUUCCUUUGUAGCAAAAGCAAACCCUCUUAAUCGGGCUCCCCAUAAAAGGAAAAGUGAACUCCACCACGCUCUAUGCAAUAUGCUUUCAAGCAUACUAGCACCACUAGCAGAUGGGGGGAAAAGCCAGUGGCCACCAUCAGGUGUGGAUCCUGCAUUGACUCUAUGGUAUGAAGCUGUUGCUCGAAUAAGAGUACAGCUUAUGCAUUGGAUGGACAAACAAAGCAAGCACAUAGCUGUUGCCUACCCUUUGGUGACUCUUCUUCUUUGUCUUGGUGAUCCUCAAACGUUCAACAAUAACUUUGGCCCUCAUAUGGAGUAUCUGUACAAGCACCUCAGAGACAAGAACCACCGCUCUAUGGCCUUGGACUGUCUUCAUCGUGUUGUGAGAUUUUACUUAAGUGUUUACGCAGAUUACCAACCCAGAAAUCGUGUUUGGGAUUAUCUAGACAGUGUAACCUCACAAUUGCUAACCUUUUUGAAGAAAGGCCUGUUAACUCAGGAUGCCCAGCAUGAUAAACUUGUCGAGUUCUGUGUAACUAUAGCAGAAAGUAACCUAGAUUUUUCCAUGAAUCACAUGAUACUAGAGUUGCUAAGGCAAGACAGUUCAAGUGAAGCAAAGGUUAUUGGGCUACGUGCUUUGCUUGAGAUUGUCAUGUCUCCUUCGGGUCAGUGUGCUGGUCUGGAACUCUUCCGAGGAUCUGAUAUUGGCCACCAUCUUCCAAAAGUAAAAAUUGCAAUUGAGCCGAUCCUAAAGAAUUGCCACAGAACCUAUAGUCAAGCUCUUCUUACUUCUUCUUCCAAGGCUACGACCGAUGCUGUCACCAAGGAAAAAUCUCAAGUAUCUCUCUUCAGGUCAGUUCUGAAGUGCAUACCAUAUCUGAUUGAAGAAGUAGGACGGAGUGAUAAGAUCACAGAAAUCAUUCCUCAACAUGGAAUUAGUCUUGAUCCUGGUGUCCGUGAAGAAGCAGUGCAGGUGCUGAAUCGGAUUGUAAGAUAUCUCCCCCACCGUCGUUUUGCAGUGAUGAAAGGGAUGGCCAACUUCAUUCUGCGGCUUCCUGACGAAUUUCCUCUUCUCAUUCAAAAUUCUUUGGGGCGCCUUGUGGAACUAAUGCGCCUGUGGAGGGCUUGUUUAUCUGAUGAGAGGUUAACUUAUGAUACUCAAAAUGCAAAGCAGCCAAACCAAGGCAAUGAUACACCUUCCAAGGUGUCACCUUUCCCUCAAUCAGGGGAAACGAUAGAAUUUCGCACGUCAGAGAUGGACGCUGUUGGGCUUAUCUUCCUUAGUUCUGUGGAUGUUCAGAUAAGGCAUACGGCAUUAGAAUUAUUGCGUUGUGUUCGGGCUUUAAGAAAUGAUAUAAGAGACCUCUCAAUAAGUGAACGCUCUGAUCAUAACUGGAAAAAUGAAGUGGAACCAAUACUUAUCAUUGAUGUUCUGGAAGAAAAUGGGGAUGACAUUGUUCAGAGUUGCUAUUGGGAUUCAGGCCGUCCAUUUGAUUUGAGGCGUGAGUCUGAUGUAGUCCCUCCUGAUGUGACCCUCCAAUCCAUUCUGGAGAACAAUGAUAAGAACAGAUGGGCCCGUUGUCUUAGUGAGCUUGUCAAAUAUGCGGGUGAACUUUGCCCAAAUUCCGUGCAGGAAGCAAGGUUGGAAGUUAUGCAGCGGCUUGCACAUAUUACUCCCAUAGAGUUAGGCGGGAAGGCUCAUCAGUCUCAGGAUGCUGAAAACAAACUGGACCAAUGGCUCAUGUAUUCAAUGUUUGCUUGCUCUUGUCCACCUGAUACCAGAGAAAACAGUGGCUUCACAACGGCUAAAGAGAUCUUCCACCUAAUUUUUCCAUCACUGAAAUCUGGAUCUGAUGCUCACAUACAUGCAGCCACCACAGCUCUUGGCCGCUCGCAUUUGGAAGUUUGUGAAGUCAUGUUUGGAGAGCUUGCAUCUUUUGUUGAAGAGGUUGCGCUGGAAACAGAGGGAAAACCAAAAUGGAAGAAUCAAAAGGCCCGCCGUGAAGAACUCCGUGUUCACAUUGCGAAUGUUUAUCGCACAGUAGCAGAGAAUAUGUGGCCAGGAAUGCUGCGGCAUAAACCUAUUUUCCGUCUGCAUUAUUUGAAAUUCGUUGACGAAACAACCAGGCAGAUAGCAUCAUCACCCAAUGAGUGCUUCCAAGAAACGCAGCCUCUGCGCUUUGCAUUAGCUUCCGUGCUAAGAUCCCUAGCUCCUGAUUUUGUUGAAUCAAGAUCUGACAAAUUCGAUGUCAGAACUCGGAAGCGGCUUUUUGAUAUUCUUCUCUCGUGGUGUGAUGACACAUGUGGAAUGUGGGGCCAGGACAGUGUGAGCGACUAUCGUCGCGAAGUCGAACGCUACAGGUCAGCGAUGCAUAAUCGGUCAAAGGACUCUGUGGACAAAAUAUCAUUCGAUAAAGAGGUGAGUGAGCAAGUUGAGGCGAUUCAAUGGGCCUCCAUGAAUGCUAUGGCUUCUCUGUUAUAUGGGCCCUGCUUCGAUGAUAAUGCAAGAAAAAUGAGUGGCCGAGUUGUAUCCUGGAUCAACAGUUUGUUCAUCGAGCCCUCAUCUAGGGCACCAUUUGGAUAUUCUCCAGCUGAUCCAAGAACACCAUCUUAUGGAAAGUACACUGGAGAGGGAGGGCGAACUGCUGGCGGAAAGGAUCGACAAAGAGGCGGUCAUCUCCGGGUUUCGUUAGCAAAAACAGCUUUAAAAAAUCUUCUUCAGACAAAUUUGGAACUAUUUCAUGCUUGCAUUGACCAGUGCUACUCUUCAGAUGCUUCCAUAGCAGAUGGCUACUUCAGUGUGCUGGCUGAAGUCUACAUGCGCCAAGAGAUCCCAAAAUGCGAAAUCCAGAGGCUCCUGAGCUUGAUCCUCUACAAGGUGGUAGACCCAUCGAGGCAAAUCCGCGAUGAUGCCCUUCAAAUGCUCGAGACACUCUCUGCCCGUGAAUGGGCUGCUGAGGGCACUGACGGAGCAGGCCGUUAUCGGGCCGCUGUUGUUGGCAAUCUCCCAGACUCCUACCAACAGUUCCAAUACAAGCUCUCAUCCAAACUUGCCAAAGACCAUCCUGAUCUGAGCAAGUACCUAUGUGAGGAAAUCAUGCAACGGCAGCUGGACGCUGUUGACAUAAUUGCACAACAUCAGGUCUUAACAUGCAUCGCACCAUGGAUUGAAAACCUCAACUUCUUGACACUCUGGGAAUCAGGAUGGAGUGAAAGACUCUUAAAAAGCCUUUACUACGUGACAUGGCGGCAUGGCGAUCAUUUCCCUGAUGAAAUUGAGAAGCUGUGGAGUACGAUUGCUAGCACACCCAAGAAUAUUAUUCCUGUUCUUGAUUUUUUGAUCACUAAAGGCAUCGAAGAUUGCGAUUCAAAUACCUCGGCUGAAAUAAGUGGAGCAUUCGCUACUUACUUUUCGGUUGCAAAACGUGUGAGUUUGUAUCUUGCACGUAUAUGCCCACAGCAGACUAUUGAUCACUUGGUGUAUGAAUUGUCUCAGAGAAUGCUGGAGGACAGUGUAGAGCCAGUUAGGCCCAGUGUGAGUAAGGGCGAUGCUACUGGAAAUUUUGUAUUGGAGUUCUCUCAAGGGCCCACAGCAGCUCAAAUUGCUGCUGUUGUGGAUAGCCAGCCCCACAUGUCACCUUUGCUCGUGCGUGGGUCCCUCGACGGCCCACUCAGGAACACAAGCGGGAGCCUGAGCUGGCGGACUGCAGCUGUGACAGGCCGGAGCAUCUCUGGCCCGCUGAGCCCAAUGCCUCCAGAUGUGAACAUUGUCAGCUCUGCCACUGGCCGAUCGGGACAGCUCCUCCCAUCGAUGAUGAACAUGUCAGGGCCGUUGAUGGGGGUCCGUAGCUCAACAGGGAGCUUGCGGAGUCGGCAUGUGUCACGGGACAGUGGAGAUUACCUCAUCGAUACACCAAACUCUGGUGAGGACAUGUUGCAUUCUGGCAGCGCAGCUCAUGGGGUCAACGCUGGUGAGCUCUCAUCUGCCUUGGCUGGGCAGCCUCAGCAUUCGCUAUCUCGUGCAGACAUAGCAUUGAUUCUACUUGCAGAGAUUGCUUAUGAGAAUGACGAGGAUUUCCGUGGGCACUUGCCUUUGCUGUUUCAUGUCACAUUUGUUUCAAUGGACAGUUCGGAGGAUAUCGUGCUUGAACAUUGUCAGCAUCUGCUCGUGAAUCUGCUGUACUCGCUUGCUGGUAGGCACUUGGAGCUAUACGAGGUUGAGAACAGUGAUGGGGAGAACAAGCAGCAGGUCAUAAGCUUGAUCAAAUAUGUGCAGUCGAAACGUGGCAGCAUGAUGUGGGAAAACGAGGACCCCACACUUACACGGACUGAGCUCCCUAGUGCUGCACUAUUGUCAGCGCUUGUAUUGAGCAUGGUUGAUGCUAUUUUCUUUCAAGGGGACCUGCGUGAGACAUGGGGAGCUGAGGCACUCAAGUGGGCCAUGGAGUGCACAUCGAGGCACCUUGCCUGCCGCUCGCAUCAGAUCUAUCGUGCACUGCGGCCCACCGUUACUAGCGACACCUGUGUGUCACUCCUCCGUUGCCUGCACAGGUGCUUAGCCAAUCCAGUCCCAGCCGUUCUGGGCUUCGCCAUGGAGAUUCUGCUGACAUUGCAAGUCAUGGUGGAGAACAUGGAGCCAGAGAAGGUGAUACUCUACCCACAGCUCUUCUGGGGAUGUGUUGCAAUGAUGCACACAGAUUUCGUCCAUGUCUAUUGCCAGGUACUUGAGCUGUUUGCCCGUGUGAUCGAUCGGCUGUCAUUCCGGGACAGGACGACGGAGAACGUGCUCUUGUCAAGCAUGCCUCGUGAUGAGCUUGACACCAGUGUUUGUGAUGUGGGGGAGUUCCAACGGAUGGAAUCAAGGACAGGUGGUGACGCCCCGCCUGAAAGUGGGAAAGUGCCAGCUUUUGAGGGUGUGCAGCCUCUUGUGCUAAAAGGGCUCAUGUCAACCGUGAGUCAUGGGUCCGCCAUCGAGGUGCUCUCUCGGAUCACACUCCAUUCGUGCGACUCCAUAUUUGGCAACUCAGAGACACGUCUCCUGAUGCACAUCACAGGGUUGUUGCCCUGGCUAUGCCUGCAGCUCAACAAGGAUUCAGUGCCUGGGCUGGCCUCGCCGCUCCAACAGCAAUACCAGAAAGCAUGCUCCGUUGCAGCCAACAUUUCACUUUGGUGCCGAGCGAAAUCAUUGGAUGAACUUGCUGUUGUAUUUUUAGCUUAUGCUCGCGGUGAGAUUACCGGCAUCACCAAUCUUCUGGCCUGCGUAUCACCACUGAUGUGCACUGAGUGGUUCCCACAGCACUCGGCACUGGCAUUCGGUCACUUGCUGCGGCUGCUGGAGAAAGGGCCAGUUGAGUACCAGCGUGUGAUCCUGCUCUUGCUGAAGGCGCUGCUCCAGCAUACGCCCAUGGAUGCAACCCAGAGUCCGCAUAUGUAUGCGAUUGUCUCACAGCUGGUAGAGAGCACAUUGUGUUGGGAAGCAUUGAGUGUAUUGGAAGCCCUCUUGCAAAGCUGUAGCAGCUUGACUGGGGGCCACACACAUGAGCCAGGGUCAAUUGAGAAUGGGCUUGGUGCCAGUGAAGAGAGAGCAUCGAUUAACAUGCUUGCACCUCAGAGCUCAUUUAAAGCCAGGAGUGGACCAAUGCAGUUUGCAACAGGGUCAGCAUUCAGUGGUGGCCCGGUAGGGGCAGCAGCGCAGGGGGGAGGUCCAGAAGCAGGGUUGUCACCAAGGGAAGUGGCAUUGCAAAACACACGAUUGAUUCUUGGGCGGGUUCUCGACACAUGCGCACUCGGUAGGCGGAGGGAUUACAAGCGGCUUGUGCCUUUUGUUGCUAAUAUUGGGAACCUAUAGUCUCUAUGUGCUUUGUUUGGUACAUGUGUUUUUGGAGCAUGCAUGCAUUUUUGCAUGGAGCAGUUGAUUCUGUAAAUUGACAUCAUAGCGCAAUCGUUGUAUGUGUACAUGUUUUUAUUUAUAUUCUCUAUUGUCCUUUUCUA
This is a messenger RNA of Magnolia sinica, 6877 nucleotides long. RefSeq lists its product as uncharacterized. Gene Ontology annotation, cellular component: site of polarized growth; cell cortex. NCBI's taxonomy places the organism in Eukaryota, Viridiplantae, Streptophyta, Magnoliopsida, Magnoliales, Magnoliaceae. The record is from RefSeq and is a predicted model, not a curated record. Bases 249 to 6734 code for a protein of 2161 amino acids. The transcript is spliced from 18 exons. Gene Ontology annotation, biological process: cell morphogenesis.